AUGUUGCGAAAUACAUGUUGUUCACAUGUAGAAGGUGGUCGUUACAUUUCGCCCGAAUUUCUUAGUCAUGUAGACGAUGGACAGAAUUUAGAACAAUCAGUUGAUGAUCGUGUUAUUCUUUAUCGACCUCUGUAUGUUUGCAUUGCCCGACAACAUGACAACGAUACACAACAUCUUAGCCAUCAAAUUAAGAAAUCUGCAUCAAUGAUUAGCAGAAGUGCUUUACAGUUGACUGUACCGGAAGCCGGGCACUGUUUGGAAAUGGAACCGAUGUCUGCUGAUGAUUACGAUGAUGAUGAUGAUGAUAAUGAUGAUGAUAAUGAUGAUUAUAAUUCUUCGUUAGAUAAAACUGAUUACCAGUAA
Molecule: messenger RNA, 363 nt
Organism: Acanthocheilonema viteae
Lineage: Eukaryota; Metazoa; Nematoda; Chromadorea; Rhabditida; Onchocercidae
Source: the annotation of a GenBank genome assembly